CCUCGCAGCAGCCGCGCUCCCGCCCAGGACGUCAAAUGGAGGAUGAGGAGAACACGACGAACAGAAUGGAGAAAGUGAAGCUCGAGGAUGCCGUCGAGCCCGGCGCGCUCCCCGACGCCGCAGCGAGAGCCUCCUCUACUGCCACCCCGAAGCUGCAGAGCAGCGAAGCCCCGUCCCCUGCCUCCCUGGAUGGCUCCAAGUCGCAGAGCGAGAGCGUCGGAACCCCCAACUCGACGGCUGCAGCCAAGCCGGCGCGGUUGUCGCGCAAGUCGUCCCAGAAGCCCGCCGCCCGCGAGGUGCCCUUGUACGGCCACCUGCCAGACGUCACGGCCGAGUCGUGCGCAACCUUCCAGGUCAUCCCUGACUGUCUCUAUGGCUCGAAGAAUCUGGGCUCGACGGACAGUGACGCCCUCGACUGCGACUGCAGAGAAGAAUGGCGAGAUGGCGAGAAUUUCGCCUGUGGUGAAGACUCGGACUGCAUCAACCGCGCGACCAAGAUGGAGUGCAGCGCCGAUUCUGCAAACUGCGGUGGCGGCUGUCAGAAUCGACGAUUUCAGCGCAAACAGUACGCAGACGUGACCGUCAUCAAGACGGAGAAGAAGGGCUUUGGCCUUCGCGCCAAUGCGCCUCUAGAGCCAAAUGACUUCAUCUACGAAUACAUCGGAGAGGUCAUCAAUGAGCCGACUUUCCGGCGACGCAUGCUGCAGUAUGACGAAGAGGGCAUCAAGCACUUUUACUUCAUGUCUCUCAACAAGAACGAGUUUGUAGACGCGACCAAAAAGGGCAACCUGGGCCGAUUCUGCAACCACUCAUGCAGCCCCAAUUGCUUCGUCGACAAGUGGGUGGUUGGCGACAAGCUGCGAAUGGGCAUUUUCGCUUUGCGCAAGAUUCAAGCGGGCGAGGAGCUUGUCUUCAACUACAACGUCGAUCGCUACGGCGCUGAGCCUCAGCCUUGCUAUUGCGGAGAGCCCAACUGUGUCGGCUUCAUUGGAGGAAAGACACAGACGGAGCGCGCCACCAAGCUGCCCACGGCUACCGUCGAGGCCCUGGGCAUCGACGGCGCCGAUGGCUGGGACACACAGGUUCCCAAGAAGCCCCGCAAGAAGCGCCCCGACGAGGAUGAUGAGGAGUAUGUCAACAGCAUACAGCCUCGCAGCUUGGACGAGGACGAUGCCCGCAAGGUCAUGGCCACCCUGAUGCAGUGCAAGGAGAAGUGGAUUGCGGUUAAGCUGCUGGAGCGAAUCCAACGCUGCGACGAGGAGCGCGUUAUCCAUUGCGUGAUGCGCAUGCACGCGUACCAGAUCCUCAAGACGACUCUCAACACAUUCAUCGAUGACCGCAACGUUGUCUUGCAAGUCCUGUCCAUCUUGGACAAGUUCCCCCGAUUGACGAGGAACAAGAUCCAAGACUCCAACAUCGAGGCGACGAUCCAGACCCUGACCGGAUCCGAGCACGAGGAUGUAGCCUCACAAUCCAAGAAGCUCCUCGACGAGUGGAGCAAACUCGAGGUCGCCUACCGGAUACGACGGCGAAAGGUCGACCCCAACGCGCCGACGCAGAACCAUUUCGAAGAGCGAAGGGGACAGGCCCGGGAAGAAGAGGCCGCAGCGACUCAGCAGACACCCAAGGCGUCUCCGCGACCCAUUGAUGCCCCCAAGGGACCGCGAAGCAAUGUCCCGCAGAGGAACAACUCAUACUUUGGCAACAAUGGCCAUCGCCAGCGCAGACCCUUCCACAACAACUCCCUGCCUGCAGGAUGGUUCACUGCCAAGGAUGCCGGCGGCAACACGUACUUUUACAACAAGCAGGGCAAAUCGACCUGGGAGCGGCCUACCCAGCCGGCCGCAGAACAGACGCCCAAGGCUCCGUCCAAGGCUAUACAAGAGCAGCUUCUCAUCCAAAGCAUCAUUGACAAGGUGACCAAGGAGGGUACUCCGAAGCAGCCGGCUUCUCAGACCCCAGCGCCCAUUGAGGCCUCUAGUCCCAAGGAGGCCAAGAAGGACAAGUGGCGGUCUUUGCCGGUUGAGAAGCAGAUGAAAAUCUACGAACACACGGUUUACCCUCCCGUCAAGCAUGUUCUGGACAAGUUUCGACACAAGCUGCCCAAAGAAGAGCUCAAGCGACUUGGCAAAGACGUCGCCAAGAAGCUCGUGGCAUCCGAUUACAAGAACAAUCGCGUCAGCGACCCUGCUGCCCCUCUUACCGAAAAGCAGGAGCGGAAUAUCAAGAAGUACGUCAAGGAUUUCUUGGACCGAGCAGUGGCCAAGUAUGAGGCGCACCAUAAACGAAAGGCACCCGAGACGACGGAUAAGAGCGAGAACGGCGGGGGGCCGGCCGCCAACGGGAAGCCAGCCUCCGACGGAGACAAGGCCGGCGAGAGCCCCAUCGUUUCGUCCCAGGAGGUAGAGGCUGUCGCGGAAGACAUCGUCCUUAGUGAUGUGGAAGAUGAGUCCCCCGACGGCUCUGACCGUAAAAGAAAGCGUGAUGUUGAGGCCAUGGAGGUCUCUGUAAGCUCGCCGCUUGACGGGCCCGACGUGAAGAGAGUGAAGGAGAACGGAGCAGACGGUGCCACUCCUCCCCCGCCGCCACCACCUCCACCAGAGAACCCUGGUGCGACUCGGACGGCGGAGGAGCAAGCGUUGCUUGAGCAAGAAGAGGCCCUCGUGCGAGAGAAUGAGGAAGCGCAGCGCCUCGACGAAGAAGAGCAGGCGAGGAACAAGGAGACUGUCUCGCGGUCGAGCCUGGAUGGUCCGGCUGAACAGCAGACGUCCAUGGAUGAACACGGCAACGCCCGACAAGAGCUGUUGGGCCACUGA
Molecule: messenger RNA, 2816 nt
Organism: Trichoderma citrinoviride
Lineage: Eukaryota; Fungi; Ascomycota; Sordariomycetes; Hypocreales; Hypocreaceae
Exons: 3
Coding region: 36-2816 (926 amino acids)
Biological process (GO): regulation of DNA-templated transcription
Cellular component (GO): chromosome; chromatin; nucleus
Molecular function (GO): histone H3K36 methyltransferase activity; protein binding
Source: RefSeq, a predicted model, not a curated record